UGACCCGUAGGCUGGAGAACUCCACCGGAAAUAGCGUCACUGCAAUGCGACGUGCUCCGGCGUCUAGUUCGCAGGGGUCUGCAGUGGUAAUGGAUCUCCCGUGUCCGGAGUGGAUAAAACAUGUGGAGCAGAAAUGGACCCGGCUAGAAUCUGCGACAAGAGAGCGCUUUUCUGCCUUCACUGACAUAGACGAUCUUUUCCACUUUGGCCAGUCACAGCUGCAAGGAAACAAAAGACACUCUCGUGGAGGGCUUCAUGGUUUUUUUCUCCCACUUUGCACGUCGAACGUGACGAGGUGGGAAAUGACGUCAUUACAGCUUGCAUAUACCGCGGAAAAGUUGGAUUUAUAUAUUGGACAUUUGGCUGCACAUUCGAGAUCCUCUCUUCUGUUUCUCAAGAAAUAAACACACAAAAAGGACAAAAUGUGUAUUUUUUUUUUACUAUGGAGUGGACAGAGAAUCAAGUACAAGUCAGAGGAUCUUAAAGCUUUGUCCAGAAUAUCUGAGAAGUAUCCUGUGAAGAAAUCUUCUGAAUGUGCAGCCAGAUUUAGGGAGCAAGGGAAUGUGAGCUUUAAAGAGAAGGACUACACUUCUGCUGCCCUAUAUUACACUCAGGGUGUGUGUCAUGCUGAAAAGAAUACAGAACAGCUGUCUUUAUGCUAUGCCAAUCGUUCAGCUGCUUUGUUUCAUCUUGGUCUCUACACCAAAUGCCUGGAGGACAUCCAGCAGGCCUUUGAUGAAGGUUACCCAAGUCACCUGCACUCCAAACUGAUGGACAGACAGUCACAGUGUACAAGUCUGGUUAAAAUGCAGGAACAUCUGAAAGCAACUCCUUCUAAGCAUCAGACACCACAAACCAACGAGAAUAUGGGUAGUAAUACCAAUGUGUCAUCUGCUGUGUCUGUUCACUUUACUCCUGAAAGGGGACGUCACCUGUUGGCCACUGAGAACAAGUCAGCAGGGGAAAUAGUGCUUGAAGAUGAGGCUUUCAGCUUUGUACUUAUACCUGUCAAUAGACAGUACAACAAGAGUGACAAAGCUGGUAUAUUUACAACAGAGCCCAGACACUGCCAUCACUGUUUGUGUGAGAAUUUUAACUCUGUACCAUGUCGGGGCUGUAGCUAUGCCCAGUACUGUGGACAGAGGUGUGAAACGGAGGCAUGGAAGCAGUACCACUGCUGGGAAUGUUCAAUUGGUUCAGAGCUACUGGCUCUUGGGCUGUUUGCACAUUUGGCCCUGCGAGUGACCCUAAAAGCUGGAAUAAAGGAGGUCCAGAGGGCAAGAGAGAGUUGUUUUAACUUGGUUUCUGAAGUGCCAAAAGCAACCUUUGUCAGCAGAGAUGAGAAGUCUGGAAAUGGCAAGCCUUGCUCCAGUGGAGGAACAUCUGAAAGUCUGGGCUUGGUGUCAGGACUGAAUGUAGGACCUCUGAUGUCUAACAAAUGCUCUCAAGGCUCUAAUCAUUCAAGCUGUUACCAUGGAAAGUCAUACCUUGGCAUCUAUAGUCUGUUACCACAUGUGGAGAAACAAAACCCUAACUUGUGCUUCCUGUUAGCUUUCACCAUGGCAGCACUCAGUCAGAGACUUUCACUAGAAGUGCCACCAUGCCAUGAUCAGGAAGAAGGGAGUGUGUGCUGGGGGUCUGAGAAGAGCCUGCUAGGAGCUACAGCUCUGAGGCACAUGCUGCAACUCCAAUGUAAUGCACAGGCUGUGACUGCAAUCAAAGUCAAAGAGGAUACCAGCCUACCAGUGCAGUCUAGUAAAGAAUUCCGCAUUGCCACUGCACUGUUCCCAGUCCUCAGUCUGCUCAACCACUCCUGUCAGCCUAACAUGAGCAUCUCGUUCGGUCUGGGCCUUGGUUCAUCUGGCUCUAGUAGCCCAGGGUAUUCUGCGUCAGGACUUACAGUAACAGUCCGAGCAUGCAGAGACAUUGCUGCAGGGCAGGAGCUGUUGCACUGUUACGGUCCUCACUGUAGCAGAAUGGAUGUUGAGAAGCGCCAGCGCCUGUUGCUGAGGCAGUACUUCUUCCACUGUCAGUGUGAGGCUUGCAAGCUGGAGCUAGCUGACAGAAGCAGCACAUUACCAUUAAGCUUUAAUGGUCUUAAGUGUGAAAAAUGUGGAAGCUUCCUUAAGAUGAGUGUGGAUGUGCAUGUAUGUUCAGAGUUGUCCUGUAAUCACCACAUCUUAAAUACAGAGCUGCAGAGAAGAAUGCAAAUACUACAGCACCACUUGGAGCAAGCUUUAGAACUCAUGGAGAACAACCAAAUAAAUGGUGCCCUAAGUAUCUUGCAGAAAGCAGCCAAUCUGGCAGACAGUAUCUUAAUGAAGAUGCACCCUCUGCAGGGCGAACUAGCUGAUGCAAUGGCACGAGCAUAUGCUACCAUGGGGCUUUGGAGGCAGGCUGCAUCACAUUUAAAACGUAGUAUUGCUGCUGUUUGUUACCAGUAUGGAAAGGACAGUGUGGAGCUCGGGAGACAGCAGUUUAAACUUGCCCAGCUAUAUUUCAAUGGAGGAGAUGGGUCGUCUGCUCUUUCAGUAAUACCUUUAGCCCAACGCCUGCUCUCCCUCCACUGCGACCCUCACUGCAAGGAACUGCAGGAGCUUCAGGCUAUGGAGGCCUGCCUGUGUAGCACAAUGUGAUGCUCAGUGACUCCUCUGUUUUAACAACGUAAUAUUUAAGCUGGUGACAUAAUUGAUAUUUUAAUGUGAACAUUUUCAAUGAAGUCUAAUCAACAGAAAGGACUGCUUUUAUACACACUUUGUAAAGAUUGCAUUCGGAUGGUUAACCAGUGUUUCUAAGUAGGACAGGCAUGAAUAACUGCUGCAGCAGGCUCUUUAGCCGAUGGGAGGAUCUGGAGUGGUUAUGUUUGAUUAAUUAUUAUUAAGCGUAUCUUAACUGUAAUAAUUCUAUAUCACCCCCCCCCCCUGAGGAUUACCUGGAUACUUUCUUGUGUGUAUCUGCACACAAAACAAGACCUUGCACCAAAGUUACAAAGUGGCAUAUGAUGCAGUAUUUUUAAUAAAUACAAUUUUCAUACAA
Pangasianodon hypophthalmus (striped catfish) is the source of this 3036-nucleotide messenger RNA. It is a transcript of the gene smyd4, whose product is annotated as SET and MYND domain containing 4. The transcript is spliced from 11 exons. Gene Ontology annotation, molecular function: protein binding. Bases 423 to 2636 code for a protein of 737 amino acids. The record is from RefSeq and is a predicted model, not a curated record. Lineage: Eukaryota; Metazoa; Chordata; Actinopteri; Siluriformes; Pangasiidae.